CUCGAUCGAGGGGCACUUGAUAUAAAAAAGCUAGAAUAGUACAAUUAUAUACGGAGUAUCAAUCUAAAUAAGUUAUAGAUCAGUGAAAACACAAUUCCGGGUUCCAUUAUUCUGUCCCACAAAAAGGGCUCCAAUACUGCAAUAACAAAUGAAUAACCUUAGCUUAGCUUGACGGAAAUCAGAAGGAGCUGCAUGGACGUGCAUGCAGCUAUUCUUGUGGGGGUGAAAAUAUGGGGACAAGUGGCGGCGCCGGUGCAGAGAAAUCUGGCGGCACGAAGUCCGGAACCGGCGGCGAAAUUGAAAAGAAUGGCGGCGGGUCAGUGAACACGGGGACAAGCGGCGGAGGCGGCGUCACCGGUAAGCGCGGGAUGGUUGGAGCUACCCACGGGAAGACGGGGUUUGGCUGGUUGUGCGGCGGUGGGGAGACGAGCAGAGGUGGCGGAAAGAUGAUUGUCUGCGGCGGCACUGGUAAGCGCGGGAUGGUUGGAGCUACCCACGGGAAGACAGGUUUAUUUGGUCGGUUGUGUGGCGGUGGGGUGAGGACAAGUGGUGGCGGAAAGAUUAUUGUGGGCGGCGGAGGAGGCAGGUGAAAAAAUGGCGGCGGAGGCGAUGGAAUAAGAGGUAAGAGCGGCGAGCGACAUGGCCUGAACCUGGCGCCGCCAAUAAUGCCACGGCGGCGGCACCUUCUUCUGCCAAUCACUCCGCCGAAGACGGUGAUCCGUCUAUUCUUUUCUGGUUUAUCAUCUCUUUUUGUGGUGGUAAUAAGGUGAUGAAUAUGCUUUGGGUGAGAUCGAGCAGCUUCGGCUUGCAGUAAGGCUGCUGUGAUUAGCAAGAGUAGUGCUAAUAAUAAAACCACUCCAACUAUACUCCCUCUCUUCUCCAUAACUCCUACUACUAUACCUUCUUCAUUACGACUGGCCUGGCACACAAAUAUAUACUCC
This is a messenger RNA of Cuscuta europaea, 941 nucleotides long. The record is from the annotation of a GenBank genome assembly. Lineage: Eukaryota; Viridiplantae; Streptophyta; Magnoliopsida; Solanales; Convolvulaceae.